Staurois parvus is the source of this 1797-nucleotide messenger RNA. NCBI's taxonomy places the organism in Eukaryota, Metazoa, Chordata, Amphibia, Anura, Ranidae. The record is from the annotation of a GenBank genome assembly.
AUGCUAUAUGCGUCCGGACUCGCCCCCCACUUUGCAAUGACCAACACGCAGGAUACGAAGAUCAAAGCUCGCUCCCAGCUGCGUAUUUCCGGCCUUUUCCCAUCCGCGUACUGGUUUGGACAAGCCCUGGUGGACGUCGCCCUCUCUUGGCUCCUCCUUUUCCUGAUGAUCGCCAUCCUCCUGUUUGCGUUCAGCCAUUCCUUCCAUCUGUCGUUCCUUAAUGCGGUGCUGCUUAUCUUGGACGUUUUGGGUUACGGCAUGGCCAUGGUCCUCUAUGUUUACCUGAUCACAUUGGUGUUCGGGAAGAGGAAGAUUCAUCAUGACCGAUGGUCCUUCUUCUUCAUCUUGUCCUCCCUCAUCCUGAUCGUGUUCCACGAAUUGCCGUACUUCACGUACUACGGCUUGGAAUUGUAUUUCCUCUACUUGAUCUUGGUGCCGCCCAGCAACCUGAUGGCGUUCUUGUUCCAAAUGCUAAUGAUCUAUUCCCAUCUUUUGGACGAUCAUUUACUGCCAAUUAUGUACGCCCACCUGGCCAUCCCAUACGCACAUACCAUCGUAUUCUGGGGUCUCCUGUGGUUCUUGGAAUGGAGGAUUGGAAGCAGAAGUGUAAAACAAGAUCCAGUAUUCAGGUUUACCAAGAGAGAACAUCCUUUUACCGAGAAUCCCGAGGAGCUGGAAGAUGGAGACGAGGAGGUCCUGGCCGAGAAAGAAAGGGUUAACACCUUGAAAGCAUCAGAUCAGGAGGAGGAGAAGCCGACCAUCCUUGUGGACAGUUUGCGGAAAGAGUUUAAGGAGAAGUCAGGCCUAUGUAGACUCUUCAGGAAGAAGAAGAAGAGAAUGGCCAUCAGUAACACCUCGUUCUGCGUCAAGAAAGGUGAAGUCCUUGGACUUCUGGGCCCCAACGGAGCCGGCAAGACCACAUCUGUGCUGAUUCUAGCGGGGGAGAUGAAAGCAACGGCUGGACAGGUGGUGCUGGGCAAUGCAAGAGAUCCCCAUAGGACUAAAGACUCUGCAACCUUGGGCUACUGUCCCCAACACAACCCUCUGUGGCCCAACCUCACUGUGAAGGAACAUCUGGAGAUCUAUGCUGCUGUGAAGGGCAUGAAUAAAGAGGACACAAACCGCGCUAUCAAACGGGUGAGUGAAGCUCUGGAGAUGAAGGACCAUCUCAAUAAACCAGCCAGGAAGUUAUCAACCGGGGUCUCUAGAAAGGUAUGUUUUGCCAUCAGCAUGCUGGGUAAUCCCACCAUCGUUCUCCUGGAUGAACCUUCAACUGGUCUGGAUCCAAAAGGACAACAAAGACUUUGGAGAGCCAUCCGAGCAGCCUUCAAGAACAGGGAACGGGGCGCCAUCCUGACCACACACUAUAUGGAGGAGGCCGAGGCUGUGUGCGACCGCGUGGCAAUCAUGGUGUCGGGGAAACUCAGGUGUAUUGGCUCCAUCCAGCAUCUGAAGAGUAAAUUCGGUAAAGGUUACCUCCUGGAGAUCAAACUGAAGGAUACCCAGCAGGUCAAUGUCAUCCACCAGGAGGUCCUCCGCCUCUUCCCAAAAGCUGCCAAGCAGGACAGGUUCUCCUCUUUGCUGGUCUAUAAGAUCCCAAUGGAUAACGUCCAGUCUCUGUCUCAGGCCUUCCUUCACUUGGAGAAUGCUAAACAAACGUAUCACUUUGAGGAGUACAGCUUCUCCCAGUCCACCCUCGAGCAGGUUUUCCUGGAGUUGGCCAAAGAACAGGAGAAGGAAGACUUCCACCUAGAUUCCUCAUUCCGAUGGAAACAACUGAGGAGCGAAGAGAUCUAA